CGAACUUCACAGAUGCUUCUUUUGCCCACCGUUGCUGUUUGGUCGCCGUCACCAUUAUGUGAGUUGUAACAUGUGUUUGAUAUCUCUGACUCAAGUAUGAGUUCCCCUCCGGCCUCUUUAGGUGACUUAUUAUCCCACUCUCCCGGCCGCGAAUUCGAGCAAACUCCUCACCGAGUUCUCCCACCCCGUCCAUCUCAGACUCCGCCACAGAGACCCGCACAACCUCCUCGCCUUCCCUCUUCCCCGAGACUCUUCCGCGAAUUCUUCGAUGCUAUGUCAGAUACUGCUUCUCGUAGGCAGGCCACUUUACCUCGAGCAAAUUACCAAGAUACAGUCCAGGACGUGAAUCGAGCCUUACGCAGUGCAAACCGGGCGUUGCAGGAAGCGCAGGACGCAUUUCACCAAGUUAGACGAUUCAGACCAGGUACAAGGCCCGGUAUAACUGAAAGCCGCGCUCUUAGGAUCAGGCACGGGCUUCCAUCAAAUUCUCCCAGCCCACCAGACCAUUCAGCGGAAUCUCACUUCAUCUCGCGAACAACGCACCCUCAUGAUUCCACCUCGAACCAGAGAUCAAGGAGACUGAAUACCCUCGACGAACCGGUCUACGGACAACCACCACGCCGUUUGCCUAACGCUGAGGCUGAGGAUUCUUUGCCUGUUCUGAGACUCUUUCCAAUACCAGCGACACACCUACCUCGACUGCCUCACCUUCAGGCCGAUCACAACCGCCUCCAAGCCAUCGUGGAUCAGGAAGCUAUAAACCGCCAACGAGAAAACCAUUCGAGUUGGGAGCGCAUGCAGGCUAGAAACCGAGACCAAAUCCAAUGCCGAUCUCGAAACCCUUCCCCUGAAAUGUCCCCUCCGCGCUCUUCCUCUUCGAGGAGAACCCGGCACCAGGCCUCGUCCCCACCCGCAGACCCUACGAUAGAGUCAGUCGAUCUUACUGGUGUCGAUGACAAUGCCGGGCUUUCUGCAGCGCUCGCGAAACAACGUGAAGAUGCUAUACUCUCACAAAAUCCAGGGACGGAGGCAGGACGGACACCAUUGACAGCAUAUAAAUGUCCAGUAUGUAUGGACGUACCCACGGACGCUACGUCUACUAUUUGCGGACACGUCUUCUGCCACCGCUGCAUCAUUGAUACUCUCAACUGGUCUAUCGAGCAGAGACGUGAAGAUGCCCCCAGGAGUCGCAAGGUCAAGGGUGUUUGUCCGGUCUGUCGAAAGCAGCUAGAUACCAAGGACAUCCCAGGCCCAACGAGAAGUCUGGUACCGCUUGAGUUGAAAUUGCUGGUCAGGAAGAGGAAGAGAGAUGACAAGGGAAAGCAGAAGUUGGUGAAGGCCGAAACUAUUAGUGAUGAUGAGGAUGACGACGAAGGCAACGGAGCUGACAAGGAAACCCCCCGUGCACGGAAGCGGAAGCGCGAGACUACAGAAGACGCGAUGUGGGAAGAGUUCAUGGAGGUCAACUGACGUUAUAUUGUUUUUGAUGAUACCCACGAAUUGCAACUCAUGAUGGCGUAUGAUAGAUUGAACGGAAGACACGGACUACCGUGAGCAUCAGCAUGGCGUUUCAGGGACGAGUGCUAAUAUUUCGGAUUUCAUCGUGGAACACAUUUGCAUAGCACUCGACACCGUUUUCUCGCUUUGGUUGUGGACCACUCGGAGCAGUCAGUAGUUGAAUGAUAAGAAAAGUCUGAAAGCCAAACGUGAGAGCGUAGGCAGGAUUGUAUGGACAUUA
This is a messenger RNA of Exophiala xenobiotica, 1738 nucleotides long. RefSeq lists its product as uncharacterized. Lineage: Eukaryota; Fungi; Ascomycota; Eurotiomycetes; Chaetothyriales; Herpotrichiellaceae. The transcript has a single exon. The record is from RefSeq and is a predicted model, not a curated record. The coding region runs from base 97 to 1470 and encodes 457 amino acids.